AUGGCUAACAAGUCCGAAGAAGCGGAGCUCAGUUACACCGAGAUUGCCUCUCGCAUAGGAAAACUGUUCAAAGAGGAGAACAAGCCUAUCACAAUUGACGCAAUGUAUGAGCAGCUGGGGGCUCCACUUAACAUUCUCUCAUAUGUGUUGGAGCGGUUAAAAAGAGCAAAGCUCGUCGCUGAAGAGGUAGUCAACAACGUGUGUUUCGUUUAUCCUCUAGCACCACUCUUCGGUAGCAGAUCAUUCCACAGCAAGGCCAAGCUAGUUGACCUACAGCUUAGAGUAGCCCAACAACGUCGGAAGAGCGCUACUGCGGAGCAGCUGAAUCACUUGGAGCAGCUGCGCCGAACAUCUCUAAAUAAGGGAAAGGCAGAAUCGAGCUCCCGCGAAGAACUAGAUAGGGAAGCAGAGACUCUCUUAGAAAAUAUCUCAGAUAUUGCGAAGACAAUAUCAGCGGAGGUGGGCACAACGACAGACAAUGUACUGAAGGGCUUAGGAAUUCAUGAGCUAAACCUUUACGAACUAGGGGUGCUGAAGAUGCCUGCAGAAACAACUGAAAAGGAGUGUUCUCCAAAUACAAUGUGA
Molecule: messenger RNA, 585 nt
Organism: Giardia duodenalis
Lineage: Eukaryota; Fornicata; Diplomonadida; Hexamitidae
Exons: 1
Coding region: 1-585 (194 amino acids)
Source: RefSeq, a predicted model, not a curated record